AUGAUCCCUCCUCGAGCGCUCGAGUCGACCACUCAAGAAACGACUCAAACCUCAUCACAGCACACCAAUGAUGAGAACAUCAAUAACUCACCACUGUUGCAAAUGGUCUAUCAACACUUUCAUAUUCCUCCCUUCACAAAUCCUCCAAUCUCUCAUAUUGCAUCCUUUGACAGCCUUCCGAAAGUACCUUGUCCGAAAUGUCAAAAGAAUCGAAAAUAUUAUUGUUACGAUUGCUGUAUUCCAUUGAUUGAUCAUCCACCAACUAUUUCCAAAUUACCUCUUCAUUGCAUUAUUAUUCAACAUAAACUAGAACGAAAAACAAAAUCUACAGCCGUUCAAGCCAAAGUUGUUGCUCACUCGAGUGCUGAUUUAUAUGAAUUUCCUGAUAUUCCAUCAUUUAUUACUCCAAGCAAUAGUAUUCUUGUUUUUCCAUCAAAGAAUGCAAAACAAGUUCGUGAUUUAUUUAAAUCAUCAAGUCAUAACGCCAUAUCAUCAAGUCAUAACACCAUAUCAUCAAGUCAUAAUAAUGCCCAAUCAUCAAGUCAUAAUAAUGCCCAAUCAUCAAGUCAUCAUAACAAUGAAAAUGAUAUCAAUACCUCCAGUUUGAAAUAUGCUGUAUUUAUUGACUCUACUUGGGGACAAGCUAAACAAAUAUAUCGGAAUGAAUUAAUUAAUAGAUUACCAUGUGUCAUCAUUGAAGAAAAGGAGACGUUGUUUUGGAGAUAUCAAAAAGAAGGUCAAAAAUUCCUGAGUACCAUUGAAGCCAUUUAUUAUUUCUAUAAAGAAUUGGUUCAGGCCAUGAAUGAAACUCUCUCAAAACCAAUGAUCAAUGAUGAAUACAAAUACUCUGAGAAUUUGGAGAAUUUUCUCUAUUAUUACAUUCAUCAAUAUUGUCUCAUACAAGAAUACUAUGCCAAAGAUCCAACAAGAAAGAUUACAACCAAGAAAACAGAUAAUGACAAGUACAUCAAGUAUGAACUAUUUCAAAGUAAGAACGCCAGUAGCAAUACUUCCUCAACUCUUUGCAACAACAAUCCAUCCUCAUCCUCCAACGUUGUACCUUCUUCUUCUGCCAACCUUGAAUCCACACAGCAGCAGCAACAGGUGGCAGACAGUAGCGUUUCGAAUGGCUGCGUCCAGGAACCUCCUCAAAAGAAAUUGAAAGAACAAUAA
Molecule: messenger RNA, 1173 nt
Organism: Naegleria lovaniensis
Lineage: Eukaryota; Heterolobosea; Eutetramitea; Acrasida; Naegleriidae
Exons: 1
Coding region: 1-1173 (390 amino acids)
Source: RefSeq, a predicted model, not a curated record